Molecule: messenger RNA, 1167 nt
Organism: Clonostachys rhizophaga
Lineage: Eukaryota; Fungi; Ascomycota; Sordariomycetes; Hypocreales; Bionectriaceae
Source: the annotation of a GenBank genome assembly
AUGCCGGCUUCAACUGUGUCAAACCCUUGCUCUCGCUGCAAGGCAGAAGACGCACCUUUCCAGCUCCGAACCAAGCCAACAUGCGGAAAUUGCUUCACCGAGUAUAUUGAAACAAAGUUUGUCAAGCGGCUGGCCUACCUUCACAAGGAAGUUCGCACCUCCAGCCAUCUAGAGCCACGGAGGUAUGUAGCUGGCCUAUCAUUCGGCCCAUCAUCAAGUGCCUUGGUCCAUCUCCUCGACGGAUACACCCGCAAGCAAAGCAAGAAGAAAUCAAGCUCGGCAUUCGAAAUCCUUGCUGUGCAUGUCGAUACAGACUUAUCUUGUUCACCAGAACGCCAGGAUACGCCUGCGCAGGCGCUGAUGCGCAACUACAGCGCCAAGUAUACCCAGCUUUCGUUCCGGUGUGUGCACCUCAGCAAAGUUCUAGAUGCUCAAACGGUAGACUGGUCGGCCCUCCCUCUCCCUAAGUCUGAGGAUGGCUGUUCAGAACCUUCAAUGCGCCUACAGCAGAUGUUCGAGAAGCUGCCAUCAGUGAGCUCGAGAGCAGAUGUCCUGCGUCUCCUCGUACGGCACCUUCUGCUAGACAUUGCCAUGCAAGAUCUCCACUACAACACUCUUCUCCUUGGCCACACUACUACCGCUCUCGCAGCCCUCUCCCUGUGCGAGGUGGCCAACGGGCGAGGAUUUGCCAUCCCCUGGCAGGUCAACGACGGCCGCUUCCCGGUCACGAUCUACGACCCGGCGUCAGGCGCUGAAGUAAAGCGGACUACUUACCCGAUACACUAUCCCUUGCGAGAGCUGUUCAAAGGGGAGAUCGACACGUACAUCAGUGUGUUCCCAGAGAUUGCCGCCCUAAACCCAUCCAAUGUUAAUGGAGCAACUCCGACUGUUGUCUCUCACAAAGACACGAGCAUUGAGGAGGUCAUGGCCCGUUACUUUGAGAGCGUCGAGACGCCAUAUGCCGGGAUUGUGGCCAAUGUUGUGCGAACGACGGGUAAACUCGACAGAGCUAACGCCAGUGGCCCUUCGUGUGGGUUGUGCGGAGUUGUGCUGGAUGAGCGCGGCGACUCCAGAUGGGCAGGAGAGAUGGGCGACGACUAUAACCCCGAUGGUGAACCUCGCUUGGCCAGGUUAUGCUAUGGCUGCAAGCGGUCUGUGAAUGGAUAA